GAGGCCAUCAAAUGGCCCGAGCUCAACGCCCACGGCGACGGCCCCCAGCCCCCGCUCGCCACCAACCGCACCGGCGGUGCCGGCUUCGAGACCUCGUCCCAGCUCAACCUCGCCAUCCAGCGCCCCGACUCGCGCGCCGGCAGCGUUGCGCCGUCGACCAUGGGCGGCUCCUCGGUUGAGCUCUUCGCCGCUGGCCGUGAUCCCUACGCGGUCCCGCCGCUCCCGCACAUGAACCCCAACAUGCCGUAUCGCGACGAUCCGAGCCAAGUCUACUACGACAACGAACCCUACGGCGCUGCCGCCGCCCCGCCCCCCGAGUCGAUUCCCAUGAGCCAGAUGCGCGCGCGCUCUCCUGGUCCCCAGAUGGCGUACGGUUACCCCACCGACGGACGCGUCAGCCCCGGUCCCCAGCAGGCUCUCGGUGGAAACAACUUGCGCACGGCAAGUCCAGGACCCCAGGCCUCCCUGUACUCUGCCCCGGGUCCUCAAGCAGGUCGCAUGUCUCCCGGACCACAACAGGCAUACCAGCCUGGUCCCGGGUAUUAG
Epithele typhae is the source of this 546-nucleotide messenger RNA. RefSeq lists its product as uncharacterized. The annotation marks the transcript as partial. The transcript has a single exon. The record is from RefSeq and is a predicted model, not a curated record. NCBI's taxonomy places the organism in Eukaryota, Fungi, Basidiomycota, Agaricomycetes, Polyporales, Epitheliaceae.